AUGCCCGGACUCACCAACUACCCGCCCUUCCCCGACAACGUCCCGACUCACCCGCUCCUCGUCGUUGACUACGAGCUCCUCAAGGCUGGCGACGAGGAGGAGAUCAACACGUUCUGGACGGCUGCCACCACUCUCGGCUUCUGGUACAUGAAGAACCACGGUGCUGAUGAGCUAGUCAGUGAGAUGUUCGACAUGGGCGAAGAGACGAUGGACCUCCCCUUCGAGGAGAAGAUGAAGUUCGAGCAAGGCGAUGACGGCAUGUCCUUCGGCUACAAAGCCCCAGGAGCCAACGCCACGGACGAGACCGGCGCACGCGACACCGUCGAGUUCAUCAACAUCUCCCAGGACGACGCCCUCGCCUUCCCCACGCCCGUGCACCGCACGUACCCCUCGACGGCCACCGCGCGCAUGGAGCACACGAUCCGGCCGUUCAUCCAGCACUCCGUCGCGGUGAACCGCACGCUGAUGGAGAUCCUCGGCAAGCGGCUCGGCUUCAGGGAGGGCACGCUCGCGCAGCUGCACGGGCUGGACGAGACGAGCGGGAGCGAGGCGCGGUGCAUCCGGAAUCCGCCCCGGCCGGGCGGGAUCUCGGAAGAGAAGGCGGCGCUGGGUGCGCACACCGACUUUGGCUCGAUGACAUUCCUGCACAACCGACUCGGCGGAUUGCAGGUGAUGCCCCCGGGUUCGGACAGGUGGCAGUACAUCAAGCCGAUCCCAGGACACGCCGUGUGCAAUCUCGGUGACGCGAUGUACAUCUUCAGCGGCGGCAUCCUGAAGUCGAACUUCCACCGCGUCGUACCUGCUCCAGGCGCCCAAGCGGUGCUCCCGCGCUGGUCCCUUGCGAUGUUCACGCGUCCUGGCGACUCCGUCGUCCUUCGCGCCCUCACCGAAGAGAGCUCUAUGGUUGCGGACGCGGUUGCGAGUGCCCCUGAAAGGAGCAUCUUCGGCAGUGACCAGACAUCGAAGGAGUGGUUUGCGCGGCGGAUUAAGUACCAGCGCACAAAGAACCAGAAGGGUCCCCAGACUUGGCGGCAGAGCCGUGGUACGGAGCACCGUCCUGAUGCCGCUUGA
Messenger RNA from Fomitopsis serialis, 1071 nucleotides. Its product is annotated as Clavaminate synthase-like protein. NCBI's taxonomy places the organism in Eukaryota, Fungi, Basidiomycota, Agaricomycetes, Polyporales, Fomitopsidaceae. The record is from RefSeq and is a predicted model, not a curated record. Gene Ontology annotation, molecular function: dioxygenase activity. The transcript has 7 exons. Bases 1 to 1071 code for a protein of 356 amino acids.